Messenger RNA from Sparassis crispa, 552 nucleotides. RefSeq lists its product as hypothetical. The record is from RefSeq and is a predicted model, not a curated record. The transcript is spliced from 2 exons. Lineage: Eukaryota; Fungi; Basidiomycota; Agaricomycetes; Polyporales; Sparassidaceae. Bases 1 to 552 code for a protein of 183 amino acids.
AUGACGUCAAGCCCUCGUUCCUCCCAUAUGAUGUCGCAGCUCCCUUUGAACCUGUUGCUCUGGAAAAUCACCGACGGUACACAUCUAACCGCACAUGAUAACGACUUUCAUGCGCUUUUCUCCACUAAGAUCCUCGAAAUCCAAAUCCUGGAUAUCAACUCGACGUUGAUUGACAAAACCCGGCCACAUGGACAGGGGGAGCGUCGCUCAGAUGUUAGCAUGGUUCAGGGCAUGGUUGUCAGAGAUCCAGAAACGUGGCAUCAAGUCAGCAGCUUCUUUGUUACGGUGUACAGAGACUACGUCCUCCCAUUCCACGGUAGGAAUGAAUACGACGACGGAGUCGAAGGCAGUAAGAAACCCACCGUAGUCAUACUUGGGACGAUCAAGCUGACAUCAAAAUCUGCAGCACGUGGGGGUAUCGAUCUAAUGGAUGAUAUUACCAUGAAAGAGAGCCGCAACAUGCCUACUCCCGCGGAUCACGCAGUCGCGGUGGGGAACCAGGCAAAGGGUGACCGCAAUAAAGUAGGGAAGGCCAGCAGUAAUGUUUCCUGA